AUGAUUGGUCUCAAGAGCUGCAUUUCUCUGGCUCUUGCCACGAUUUGCGCUGUCGACGUUCUUGCUCAAGCUCCACCGACACCUCAAGGCUUGACCUAUCUCAACUCCACCAUCUUUCCAGGCGCGUCCAUAUCCUUCAAAGAGACUACCAUUUGUGAGACCAACGAGGGCGUCAGAGGUUGGAGCGGCUAUGUCAANCUUCCUGCUUCACCUCAAGAGGGUCGCAACUACCCCAUGCACAGCUGGUUCUGGUUNUUCGAAGCCCGUCAUAAUUCUCAGAGUGCGCCUCUUGCGCUUUGGCUCCAAGGCGGACCUGGUGCACCGACAUCUGUGUCCGCUGUAAACGAGAACGGUCCUUGUAAUUUGCUCAACAACUCACGAGACGCCGUCAACAACCCAUGGUCCUGGAAUGACAGAGUCAACAUGCUAUAUGUUGACCAGCCGGUACAAACUGGCUUCUCAUACGACACGUUGAUAAAUGGAACGAUUAGCGAGUCUUACUCUCCCUUCCAAGCCUUCAAACAGGACCAAUUCCCGAUCAAUGAUACCAAUCUCGCUGGCGUCUUUGCCUCCAAUAAUCCCAGCACGGCUCCAAACAAUAGCGUCGCCGUCGCUCCUGCCAUGUGGGAUUUCAUGCAAACUUGGUUGAGAGACAUCUGGGGAGAGUCAUAUGGAGGGCACUGGGUACCUACCUUUGCCGAUUACUUCUACAAGCAGAAUGACCGUAUCAGCUCUGGCAGCCUCAACGCAAUACCGCUGACCAUCGAGUCUCUCGGCCUGAUUAAUGCUUGCGUAGACGCCGAAACUCAACUUCCCUUUUACCCCGUCAUGGCUGCCAACAACACUUACGGUCUGAAAGUUUUUAACGAUACCACCUACGCGACUUCCAUGGCAGCUCUGCCGCAAUGCCUGAACCUCAUCAAGUCUUGCAGAGCACUUGACUCCCGCCUCAAUCCUUACGCAUUCAACAACACAGACGUGAACAUGGCCUGUAGAAAGGCAUACGAGUACUGCUUCGCUACUGUCGCUAGAGAGACUCAACUAGGCAAUAUUGAGGGCUACGAUGUAUGUUCUGACUGUCCAUUCCCGAUGCAGACUGUCACACUAACUUGUUUGACCACUUCANNGGCUUUCCACUUCGACAUUGCAUCGCCGUUCAUUCAUAACUUCCCGCCUCGUUAUGCCGCUGGUUAUCUGAACAAUGGGACCGUGCAAGCAGAUCUGGGCGUGCCCCUCAACUUCACUGGCUAUUCUGCGGUAAUUGCACAGUCAUUUGAAGUUGCAGGCGACUUUGUCAAAGGUGACAAUCUCGCGGCCCUGGGUCGAUUGCUCGAUCGCGGAGUCAAGAUUUCUCUCUUGUAUGGUGAUCGUGACUACCAGUGUAACUGUAUGUGUCCUGCUCUGAUUCACGUCGUUCCAUCACUAACGAGCUUUAUACANGGGUUUGGCGGCGAAGCCAUCAGUCUUGCCAUCAACUCUAGUAUCUCAUCCUCGUUCAAGGAGGCUGGCUACACCAACUUCGAGACCAAUGCAUCAUAUACUGGUGGCUUGACUAGACAAUACGGAAACUUGUCUUUUACUCGUGUCUUCCAAGCCGGACAUGAAGGUAUGUUUCAUUUCCGGCACGACUAUCAUCCAUCGCUGACAUUAUACUCCUANGUCUCAUACUACCAGCCGGAAAGCACAUACCAAAUCUUCAACCGCGUCCUUUUCAACAACGACGUCGCCACCGGCCAAAUCUCCACUGCAUCCUCAAACUCUUCCACCUACGCCACUACAGGCAAUUCCUCUGCACUGAUCUCCAUCGGUGCACCUAUCGAUUUCGAGGCCAAAGUGCCUUCAUGCUACUUCUGGGAUAUCCUGGAGACUUGCACGCCAGCACAAGCUCUCCUCUUCCAGAAUGGAAGUGCCAUCACAGAAAACUUUAUCCUUGUGGGCUACACGCUGAAAGAUGGCACCAAGGUGUUCUACAAUGAGACUGCUGGGGGAACUGGCAAUGGACAAGGUAUUGGAAACGGGUCAUCUCCACAGCCAUAUGUCCCAGGCAGUGGUGGUUCGCAUUUGUCUUCAAUAAAUCUGAGGUUGGCUGGUCUUGGUCUGGCUGUUGUUGCUUGGUUCGCAGAGUAG
Molecule: messenger RNA, 2127 nt
Organism: Aureobasidium vineae
Lineage: Eukaryota; Fungi; Ascomycota; Dothideomycetes; Dothideales; Saccotheciaceae
Source: the annotation of a GenBank genome assembly